UUGAGCCGUGCGCGGUGAGCACGCCCUACUCUCUAUGCCCUCUAAUAGCUCGCAAGCUAGCUAGCAUGGCAUCUUGUGGCGGCGCGGGCCAUGACGGCGGGCGCUCACGGCCGACGGUGGUCUACGACGACCUGGUGGAGGUGCGCGAGCACGCGGCGACGCUGCAGACCAUCCUGCAGGGGUCGCCGAGCGUGUCGGCCGUGGACGCGAGAGAGCUCGUGAAGGGGAUGAUGGCCAAGCUGUCCAGCGCUAUGUCGGUGCUGGGCGCCACCAGCGGCAGCGGUGUGGAGUCGUCUUUGGGGACAGGCCGAGGACCAGGUCCAGGUGGGAGGAGGAAGAAACCCGGCACGGCGUUGUCCGGGCCGCACCGCCGGAGCAGCUCCAGGAGAAGGUCGAAGAGCCCUUUCAUCAACAUGGUCACUGCUAGGACGCUCAACGAUGGCAAGACAUGGAGGAAGUACGGCCAAAAAUAUAUUCAUGCCUCUACUAGCCCGAGGAGCUACUACAGGUGCUCUCAUAAGCCAGACCAAGGCUGCCAGGCCACGAGGCAGGUCCAGGAAUCCGACUCCAACCCGUCGGAGUACAUCAUCAGCUACUACGGCCAGCACACCUGCAAAGACCCCUCCACGUUCCGGUCACUCCUCAUCCAAGGCGCCGCCGACGCUGCCCCGCCAGCAGACUGCUCAAACCUCAUCAGCUUCCAGUCGAUCAAUGGCGCGGCUGCGAGCACGAGCACGAGCGCUUUUGCUCAUCAUGUCGUGAAAGAAGCGGUUGAUCUUCAUCCGGUACCUUACUCCCGCUUCUUCAACUACAGCUCCUGGCCGCCGGUGCAGGAGGGUAUGUCCAGCGGCUCGCUGUCGCCGGCUGGCCACGGGAAGUUCAUGCAGUACGCCGGUGGGCAGCUCGUCAACGUUAUUGGCCGAAGGACGUUGCCGUUGACCGUGGGAUCAGCGCCGGCGGAGUACUGGCCGGUCGUGGGAGCCGCCAGCGUCGACACGGACGCUGGCGCAGGCAUGGACAGCUUCCCUUCCUCGCCGAGCAGCCUCGGGCUCAUGUCGGGAUCGUUAGGGGGGUCAUUUGGCAAUAACAUUUACGACGACGACCUGUUCGACUUGAUUCCUGACCAAGGUCGUGUACCCAUGCAUAUGCAUGCAUGCAACACACGGCCGACUUUGCAUGCAUGGGGUAGUAGUAAUAUUUUUUUAUGAAGGUAUAUUGUGUAUGCAUGUAUAUUGGGCAUGUGGAUAGAACAUAGAAGGUAAUAUGUUUGUAUUGGAUGCCACUUGUAAACAUAUACUAGUACUCGGGAUAGGGACUAUGUAAGUUUGCCUGUACGACCUUGAAUUAUGGAUUUAUGUUAAAUUUCGUUUAA
Triticum aestivum (bread wheat) is the source of this 1372-nucleotide messenger RNA. RefSeq names its product probable WRKY transcription factor 70. Gene Ontology annotation, biological process: regulation of DNA-templated transcription. The transcript has 3 exons. The record is from RefSeq and is a predicted model, not a curated record. The coding region runs from base 66 to 1208 and encodes 380 amino acids. Gene Ontology annotation, molecular function: DNA-binding transcription factor activity; sequence-specific DNA binding. Lineage: Eukaryota; Viridiplantae; Streptophyta; Magnoliopsida; Poales; Poaceae.